AUGAGAGGCACCCUUAUUCUCAUUGAGGGCCUAGACCGCUCUGGAAAACUGACCCAGGCGGAGAUUCUAGCGAAGAAGCUUGAUGCUGAUCUCGUCAAGUUCCCCGACAGACUGACGCCAAUUGGUCAGAUCAUCAACAGAUACCUCACCGACAAGACCUUCGACUUGCCAGAUCAGUCGGCACAUCUUCUCUUUUCGGCCAACAGAUGGGAACUUGCCAAACUGCUUGAAGAGAAGCUUCUAUCGGGAAAGAGUAUCGUCAUGGAUAGAUACAUCUACUCCGGUAUAGCGUACUCCUUAGCCAAGAAGGGUGCUGAAAUGGACAGCUACGACUGGCUCUACGGCCCGGAUAGAGGCCUUCCAAAGCCUGACCUCACAUUCUUCCUCACGAUAAGCUUGGAGGAGCUCAGCAGCAGAAAGGGUUAUGGGAGGAACAAGAAGGUCAAGGAGUGUUUCUUGAAUAUCUUGGAUCUGACAGAUCCUGCCAUUGCUAUCGUUGACGUUCAAGGACUUCAGAUUGAGCCGGUAACAGCGAAGCUUUGGUCUGAGGUGGAAAGCCGGGCUCUUCACCAGCCAAUCGAUAGAGAAAUUUCUCAUUUUUCAUGA
Messenger RNA from Candidozyma duobushaemuli, 606 nucleotides. RefSeq names its product bifunctional thymidylate/uridylate kinase. The record is from RefSeq and is a predicted model, not a curated record. Gene Ontology annotation, biological process: dUDP biosynthetic process; dTTP biosynthetic process; dTDP biosynthetic process. Gene Ontology annotation, molecular function: dTMP kinase activity; ATP binding. NCBI's taxonomy places the organism in Eukaryota, Fungi, Ascomycota, Pichiomycetes, Serinales, Metschnikowiaceae. The transcript has 2 exons. The coding region runs from base 1 to 606 and encodes 201 amino acids. Gene Ontology annotation, cellular component: cytoplasm; cytosol; nucleus.